Rangifer tarandus platyrhynchus (Svalbard reindeer) is the source of this 585-nucleotide messenger RNA. The record is from the annotation of a GenBank genome assembly. NCBI's taxonomy places the organism in Eukaryota, Metazoa, Chordata, Mammalia, Artiodactyla, Cervidae.
AUGGCGCUGAGGGAGCUCAAAGUGUGUCUGCUGGGGGAUACAGGUGUGGGUAAAUCAAGUAUUGUGUGGCGGUUCGUGGAAGACAGUUUUGAUCCGAACAUCAACCCAACAAUAGGGGCAUCUUUUAUGACCAAGACUGUCCAGUACCAAAAUGAACUACAUAAAUUCCUCAUCUGGGACACAGCUGGACAAGAACGAUUUCGUGCCUUAGCGCCAAUGUACUACCGAGGCUCGGCUGCAGCUAUAAUUGUUUACGACAUCACGAAAGAAGAGACAUUUUCAACAUUAAAGAAUUGGGUAAAAGAGCUUCGGCAGCAUGGCCCACCCAAUAUUGUAGUUGCCAUUGCAGGAAAUAAGUGUGAUCUUAUCGAUGUAAGAGAGGUCAUGGAGAGAGAUGCCAAGGACUACGCUGACUCCAUCCAUGCAGUCUUUGUAGAGACAAGUGCGAAGAACGCGAUAAACAUAAAUGAACUCUUUAUAGAAAUUAGUCGAAGAAUUCCAUCCACUGACGCUAGCCCGCCUUCUGGCGGAAAGGGCUUCAAACUCCGCAGACAGCCUUCGGAGCCAAAGCGGAGCUGCUGCUGA